Messenger RNA from Tricharina praecox, 882 nucleotides. Its product is annotated as putative undecaprenyl diphosphate synthase-domain-containing protein. The transcript is spliced from 4 exons. Gene Ontology annotation, molecular function: ditrans,polycis-polyprenyl diphosphate synthase [(2E,6E)-farnesyl diphosphate specific] activity. NCBI's taxonomy places the organism in Eukaryota, Fungi, Ascomycota, Pezizomycetes, Pezizales, Pyronemataceae. Bases 1 to 882 code for a protein of 293 amino acids. The record is from RefSeq and is a predicted model, not a curated record. Gene Ontology annotation, cellular component: endoplasmic reticulum; membrane; lipid droplet.
AUGCUUUCCAGCCCGCCGAUCGAAUGGGCGUCUACACAGCUCAAGGAGCUCUUUAUCCACUCUGUGCGUCAGGGGCCCGUGCCGCAGCACAUCGCCUUCGUCAUGGACGGCAACCGCCGGUUCGCGCGCAAGAACCACAUCGAAACCGCCGAGGGACACAAUAUGGGCUUUGAAGCUCUCGCGAAGGUUGUGUGCUACAAGUCCGGCGUGAAAGUGGUAACGGUCUACGCGUUCAGCAUAGAGAACUUCAAGCGGCCGAUGCACGAGGUGAAUGCGCUCAUGGAGAUUGCCAAGAUCAAGCUGCUGCAGCUGUGUCAACACGGGGAUCUGCUGGAGCGGUACGGUGCCAGUCUGCGGAUCCUCGGCGAGCGGGAACUGGUGCGCCCCGAUGUCUUGGAGGUGAUAGACGAGGCCGUCGAGUUGACGAAAAACAACGACCGCUCGAUCCUGAACGUGUGCUUCCCGUACACCUCGCGGCACGAGAUCGCCUCAUCGAUCCGGGACGUAACCGCGACGCCCGGCCUGACCGAUUUCGAGUCCAUCACGCAGCAAACGCUCGAAGACCACCUGUUCACCGCUGGGUGUCCUCCGCUCGACCUCGUCGUGCGCACUAGUGGCGUGCGCAGGCUGAGCGAUUUCAUGCUGUGGCAGUGCCAUAAGGAUACCGAGAUCGUGUUCAUCGACUGUCUCUGGCCGCAGUUUGAUAUCUGGCGGUUUCUGCCCAUCUUGAUCGACUGGGGCGUGAAGCGCAAGAGGCUCGAGAAGGCGGGGUUGGUGGAAGUCAGGCGUGAGGGGGAUUGGAAAGAUGCCGAGUUGAAUAGCCACCGUCAAAGGGACCUCGACGAGAGGAAGGGAACCAUUGCGAGAGCUACUACGUUUUAA